Molecule: messenger RNA, 921 nt
Organism: Sesamum indicum (sesame)
Lineage: Eukaryota; Viridiplantae; Streptophyta; Magnoliopsida; Lamiales; Pedaliaceae
Biological process (GO): translation
Cellular component (GO): mitochondrial large ribosomal subunit
Molecular function (GO): structural constituent of ribosome
Source: RefSeq, a predicted model, not a curated record
CUCUUUCUUAUCCGUUUUUCCUUUGUUUUCUACAAUUAACUGUAGGAACUAGGAAGAAGUGGAAACGGCGUCGUCGAACGACUACUGCCUGGCUCGCGUAUACUGCUCUCUCUUUCUGUAAAAUCGCCGGCUGUUUUUUCACACAUUGAGCACUACACUGUGCGGAAGCCGACAUGGCGUUACGGGUUUCGAUGCUGAAAAGCGGUGCUGGCAAAGCGGAGUGCACUUUAGGCGGGAUCCGGCGGCUGGCUCACGCAUUGGCUCAACCGGCGCCGCUGGAAACCGCCAUCAACCAUCAGAUCAACACCGCAUUACCGCCGUUGGUUUUGCCGGAGAAUCAUGACUACAAAGACACGGGAGCUAAUUUUCCGAAUUUACCAUUCUUAGGUGGAGCUAUGGAGCUCAUGGCUGUUCCCAAAAAGAAGGUUACUCCACACAAGAGAGGUAUUAGAAAUGGACCAAAGGCUUUGAAACCUGUCCCAGUAAUCAUUCGUUGCAAGGUCUGUGGUCGAGUCAAGCUACCACAUUUCUUCUGUUGUAGUGGGAUCAAGCAAAAUCCUGAAGGAAAUGGUUAAAACCUAUUGUUCUGCUCCUUAUCAGCUGGUUACUGUAUGAUCCAAGUGGAAUUCAACAAGAGGGUGUUGAGUAAUGCAGAAAAGUGAACUUAUUGAGCAUAUUUUCUUCCGAAUUUUUCGUCUUUUUUAUGGAUCGAUGCCUAAUGCCUCACCUGGGCAUUCUACUUCUACAGUAGGCGUUUAAAAGGCGUUCUUUUUAAGAUGUUAUUUAGGUUCAGGUUGCCUGUGGAAUAAUGGUUCUGGUAAUCUUUUUCGCCAUUGAUUACUGAUUUUUUGAAGUUAUAUUUUCUGUGGUACUGAAACUUUUCUUGAACUUUUAAGCUGAUGCUUCAAUUUGGGAUGACAA